CCAGGCCGGGGAGGCUGCCUUGCCUAGCGAGAGAAAGGAAAAGGAAGGGGAAAGCGGGCAGGAGAGAGAGCCACCGACUCCGGGGAUCAGCUGUGCAGCUCGCCUCGGGGGGAGAGAAGGGAUAAAAAGCAGAAGAGGAGAAUGAGCCGCCCCCCCACCAACCGGCGCAAGGGUUUUCGCUGAGGCCUAGAUGAAGCAGAAGAAGUGGACAGUCAGCAUCCAGCUCGCCCCUGGGGCACCCACAGACAGGAGAAACACGAGGCCACGAGGGCUGGAUUGGACCACGGCUUCAGUUCAGCUUUGUGGAAUGCAGUGCUCUGGCUGGGCCCGCUGAGAGAAUUUGGGCUGUGGGAACGUGGUGACUUCUGGAAGUGAUACCAUCCGUGGAACUCUAUUUUUUUUAAAGAAAUUUUACCGUAUUUACAGCCGAGCUCUUGGCUCUCCCCCACCAGUGCCUGAAUGGCCUCCUGUCCUAGUCGACGCAGCUGCUCCGCCUCUGUUGCCUGAGGCUUCUCCCUGACCUGUAAGACAUUGCCAUUCUCGAGGUCCCCCCCUUCCCUGGGACAGCUGGGGCAUUGGGCCCCUCCACCCGCCUCCCCCACGGCGUUGCACCCCACAGAACGCUCUCCCUCGGGGCGCUUGGGCCCCUCCCCUUUGGAGCAUUGCUCCACCCCUGCUGCUCCACCGACGGCCUCUGCCAGGGCACCGCCCCCUACUGGCAGGGCCAUGAAGCUGCAGGCGGUCAUGGAGAACUUGCAGCGGCAGCAGCGUGCCCGGCUGCAGCAGGAGAUGGAGGCCCGGCAGCAGCAGCAGCAGCAGCAGGACCAGCUGCGGGCUACCCUUCCAGUGCUGGGCCAGGGCUCCGCUCCGCCUGCCUCAGGAGCUUCCGCCUUGUCCCGUGGCCACAAUCAGGAGCCUCCCCCUUCGGAGGAGUCAGGGGAACUGGAGAGCGUUCGGAUCCAGAGGGCCCAGAUGGCAGCUCUGGCUGCGAUGCGGGCAGCUGCUGCCGGCCUCAGCCAGUCAUCCAGUCCGGUUGUCUCGGAGGAGAGCAGGUCCUCAGAAGACGAGGAAGAGGAGGAGCGUGGGGAGGAAGAAGACGGCGAGUACCCGAGGGAAAUGGGCUCUGAGGAAGAGGAGGAGGUGAAAGGCAAAUGGGUCGAUGACGAUUUUGAAGAAGACCUGGGCGAGGAGGACGAAGAGGAGGAGGAUGAAGACUAUGAAGAGGAUGAAGAAAUGGCAGAGGAAGGACUGUGCUCCGGAGAAGCGGCCCGCUCCAGCCCAGGCGCUGUGCUUCUCCGGAAACAGCAGCCCCCACAACAGUACCGGGGGGAGGCUUCGAGGCUGUCAGGGGCUCCAGAGCGGCUUGCUUCCGGGGCUGUCCCCCCAGGCCACGUUCAGCAGCAGCCCCAAGCCCCAGAUCACGGAGACUGGACUUACGAGGAACAGUUUAAGCAGCUAUAUGAACUUGACGGGGAUCCCAAAAGAAAAGAGUUCCUGGAUGACCUCUUCAGCUUCAUGCAGAAGCGAGGGACCCCUGUGAACCGCAUCCCCAUUAUGGCCAAACAAGUUCUGGACCUGUACAUGCUCUACGUCCUGGUGACGGAGAAGGGGGGGCUGGUGGAAGUGAUCAACAAGAAGCUGUGGCGAGAGAUCACCAAAGGCCUGAACCUGCCCACCUCCAUCACCAGCGCCGCCUUCACCCUGCGCACCCAGUAUAUGAAGUACUUAUAUCCCUACGAGUGUGAGAAGCGAGGGCUGAGCAACCCCAAUGAACUUCAGGCCGCCAUCGACAGCAAUCGGCGCGAGGGCCGCCGUCAGGGCUUCUGUGGCUCCAUCUUCACUUACUCUCCCAGCGGCACCCCCGGCAUGCUCUCCUCCCCCAAGCUUCAAGUUCCUGCCCUGGGAAUGGCCUCGGCCACCAACGGCAACCCUGUUACCCCCACUACAAAAAUCAAGAAAGAGGAAGAUUCUUCCAUCCCAAUCACGGUGCCCAGCCGCCUGCCCGUCUCCCUUGCAGGCCACCCUGUCGUGGCAGCUCAGGCUGCCGCUGUCCAAGCGGCAGCAGCCCAGGCCGCAGUGGCAGCCCAGGCCGCUGCACUGGAGCAGCUGCGAGAGAAGCUGGAGUCGGGGGAGCCCCCAGAGAAGAAGAUGGCGCUUGCAUCAGACGAGCAGCAGCGGCUGAUGCAGCGAGCGAUCCAACAGAACCUCCUCGCGAUGACAGCUCAGUUGCCCAUGAGCAUCCGGAUCAACAGCCGAGGGACUCGCUCGCCAGAAAACCGCCAAGAUUCUGCCGUGAACCUGGCCCCCAAUGGCACCAACAGUAUCAGCAUGUCCGUCGAGAUCAACGGUAUCGUUUAUACAGGUGUGUUGUUUGCCCAGGCUCCCAGCACAGCGUCCUCUUCUCUCAGCAAAGGGAAUGCCAACAGCGGGCAGAGUGCUGGUGGCGGGAGCACCCCAAGCAGCGGAGCAGCGGCCGCUUCGCAGGCUGGCUCGGCUGCUCCACCGACGUCUACCUCAACCAACUCCACUUCGCCUUAAAGCCCUGCAGCCUUUUCCCCUCCGUCCCGCCAAGGUGUAGGCCCAGGUCAGAUGAUUCACCGCCCCUUACCUGCUCGCUGUACUUUUGGGCGGUGGGGAGCACCUACUUUUCUCUGUUGCCUCCCAGCAUGUCCAGACAGAGGUAUAUUUGAAUGCGGCACACCAACAUGAUAUUCAGCGUCUGGAAGCCCAGCCCCUGGGCAUGCAUUGAGCUCAUGCAAUUCAGGCUUCUGCGUGCUGAGCAUUGUGCACUAAUCAAACGUGCCCUACAGAUGUGGACAUCCAGAAGUGGCAAGCAGGGCAGAAAGGUGUGAUCCUGCAACCCCCAGCUGUGUGUCAGCAGUGAGUAGGGGGCGGCAUCGUCUGCACCGGGCCAAAGUGAGAUCAGAGUUGCUUCUUCUACAGCUGAUACCAAAUAUAAAUCAAACUCAACAUUUGCUUUUCUGCUGGCGGAGGGGGGUGGAAACGAGGGCUCGUGUUUUUUCCACCCUCUUUUCCUUUUUGUGCUGAAUGUUUUUGUGUUAAAUGAAUAUAUUGAAAGGAAAAAAUGAGGCGGUUUUACUGGGGAGGGGAGAAACGGAGGGCAUGUUGUUGAAACUCUGAGCCACAUGGUCACUGUGCGAUUUGAUGCAAUGCGUUGUCAAUCCACAACUCUUUUACCUCAUGCAAACCCAAGCUUUGCACUCUCUCUCUCUCUCUCUCUCUCUUUUAAAAUAUAUUAUUAUAUAUUUUUUGAAUAUCUUCAGACGGAAACAAUCACUCCGCAGACGUACAUCGUUGUUGUUUUUAAAGAGAAUGAAAUCCCCAGCCUCGUUUUACUAAUAGAUCAUAUAGUGUGUAUAUUAUGAAACCAUAAUAUACAGACGGGGAGAGGGAGGAGAGCAUUAUUCAUUUUAAAUUCCCCCUCCCCCUCCUUAAAAGCAACCCCCCCAAAGUAUCUAUGGAGCUUUAAAGAGUUUUUCCUUUCUCUUUUUGUAAAUAAACUUUAGUUUUGAAAGGCAGUGCAAAAAAGAAAAAUAUCAGACCCUAGAAAUAAACAAAUCUCUAUUUUUAGUAUUCGCUCAGAGAAGACAAUUCUAAAUUCUUUUUGUUUGCUGCUUGGGGG
This is a messenger RNA of Eublepharis macularius, 3643 nucleotides long. RefSeq names its product AT-rich interaction domain 3A (gene ARID3A). The transcript is spliced from 9 exons. The record is from RefSeq and is a predicted model, not a curated record. NCBI's taxonomy places the organism in Eukaryota, Metazoa, Chordata, Lepidosauria, Squamata, Eublepharidae. Gene Ontology annotation, cellular component: nucleus. Gene Ontology annotation, molecular function: DNA binding. Gene Ontology annotation, biological process: regulation of transcription by RNA polymerase II. The coding region runs from base 727 to 2538 and encodes 603 amino acids.